This is a messenger RNA of Homarus americanus (American lobster), 8178 nucleotides long. It is a transcript of the gene AcCoAS, whose product is annotated as acetyl-coenzyme A synthetase, cytoplasmic-like. The record is from RefSeq and is a predicted model, not a curated record. Gene Ontology annotation, molecular function: acetyl-CoA synthetase activity. Gene Ontology annotation, biological process: acetyl-CoA biosynthetic process. NCBI's taxonomy places the organism in Eukaryota, Metazoa, Arthropoda, Malacostraca, Decapoda, Nephropidae.
AUGAGCCUGGCGUCCUGGGCACGUGAAGGCCAUGGUCGCAACUCGGCUCUGGUCUGCCACCUUCAAGAAAGGCCUUAUGUGUGCAGGAACGGGCAAGAGCGAGAGGGUGACCAUACAGGAUCUGGGUGGGAGCGUCCUGGGUUUGGUGGAUACUCUGCAGACAGCUUGUCAGAGUAUAUGUUGGACGCUGAGGCCUCUGUUCUCAUCACUGGGACUGUAUGGAGGGGUGCCAAGCUCAUCGCCCUCAAGGAGAUUGCUGAUGAUGCACUGAAGAUAUGCCAGGCCAAGAAUCAGAAGAUAAAGAUGAGUAUUGUGGUGCAACACAUGAAGACUGUCACAGCCCCACAGUCCUCCACCAAUGGUACAGCCAAUGGCAACCCCACAAAAAAGCCCCAUUUUGAUGACAAGGGCAACUUUAAGGUUGGAUGGAACUCAGAAGUAGAUGUUUGGUGGCAUGAAGCAGUCAAGAGUGUGAGCAGUGAGUGUCCACCUGUAUGGAUGGACACUGAGGACCCACUUUUUAUGCUCUAUACAAGGUACUGUACAGGUACACCACAGGGAUCACUGGUCACCAUCGGUGGCUACAUGUUAUAUGCUGCCACCACCUUUAAGUACACCUUUGACCAUCAUCCGGGUGACGUCUAUUUCUGCACUGCUGACAUUGGCUGGAUCACUGGUCACUCUUAUGUUACAUAUGGCCCCAUGCUCAAUAAUGCCACAUCUGUGUUGUUUGAGGGUAUGCCCACCUAUCCACACAUUGGCCGCUUCUGGGAAAUUAUUGAGAAGUACAAAGUGAGCAAGUUUUACACAGCUCCUACUGCUAUCAGAACCCUUAUGAAGUUUGGUGAUGAACCAGUGAAAAAGUAUGACAUGUCCAGUCUGUCAGUUCUGGGGAGUGUCGGGGAGCCCAUUAAUCCCGAGGCGUGGCUUUGGUACUACCGGGUAGUGGGUGACAGUAACGUCUCGGUCGUUGAUACUUUCUGGCAGACAGAGACCGGGGGUCACGUGAUCACUCCACUGCCGGGCGCCACCCCUGCCAAGCCAGGUUCUGCCACCUUUCCUUUCUUUGGAGUAGAUGUGGCCUUGUUAGAUGAUGAAGGUAAAGAAAUAAAGGGUGAAGGAGAGGGCUACUUGGUGUUCCGUCGACCCUGGCCUGGCAUCAUGCGCACGGUGUAUGGCAACCACGAACGCUUUGAAACUACAUAUUUCAAGAAAUUCCCUGGUUUCUACUGCACUGGUGAUGGUGCCAAGCGAGACAAAGAUGGUUACAUUUGGGUUACAGGUCGCAUUGAUGACAUGUUAAAUGUGUCUGGUCACCUCCUCUCCACUGCACAGUACGGUCUAAGAUCGGUGCAUUUGCUACGCCUGAUUUCAUGCAACUUGCACCUGGUCUGCCCAAAACUCGCUCAGGGAAGAUAAUGCGACGUGUCUUGCGAAAAAUUGCAGUUGGAGAUCAUGAUUUUGGUGACAUCUCUACUCUGGCAGAUCCAAGUAUUGUUGAAGUGCUAUUCCAGCAUAGACCAAAGGAAGGGAAAGUAUAAGAAUAUUGUUCAACAGUGAGCAGUCACUGUUCAGUACAUGAUCUACAUGUGCAAGUGUAGCUUUGGUCAGAUUUCAGUUGUUUGUUAUAACUAACAGGUCACGUGUGCAUCAUGUUUAAAUGGUUCUAACAAUGCAUAUCCAAAAGACAAUAUAUGCAUCAUAUAUGCUAUAAAGGAUACCUUUGGGUGUGUAUCUUAGUACUUAAAAGUACCAAAUAUUACUAUUUAUUUAUUUGAUGUGAGUACAGUAUAUUAUUGUGGUGCAUGUUUCCAGUAAGCCAAAGGUACCUAAAGUUGUAUGGUGCAUCUGUUGUAUGUAUUUUAAGUGCUACCACAGGUCCACCAUUAUGGUUGUGGCAUGAGUGAAAAGUUUCUUUUAAGCUGGUGUUUUUCUACUUGUUUACAGUAUAUUUUAUUUAGUUAGUUUUUAUUAUUAUUAUUUAAGACUGAUCACUUGUAGUUUAGGAAAUCUCCAAAAAUCUGUCCUUUCUGUACUGACAGUUGAUGAUCAUUCCUUCCCCUAGACAGUACAGUACUAGUGGCAUCAGUUGAUUUCAUUUUGUUCUUUUGAUGAUCAUUUUCAUUUCUAAUGUAUAAUAAUUUCUUUCUGUUUAUUUUGUUAUUGAGUAAUGUGAGGAGAUAGUGAGUUAACUGUUACUUAAAUUUAUUACAAGGCUUCAACAAAUCAAUGCAUAUCAAUCUAGGAUGCUUUUUUUUCAGUGAAAUUUACUUAUCUUAAAGGGAACAUAAAUGGAUUUUAGAAUGUGUUAUUAAUCUAAAGCUUAAUUAAUGUAAAUUGUGAUAUUUAUAAAAUUUAUUUUAACAUUUCAAACUUGGGUGUAAAUCAAUAGUCUAUAUUAUGUGCAACAUCCACAUGAUUUACAAGUAGCAAGCUAUGCUGAAAGUACAGUACUUAUUCUUUAUGGCUGUCUAGCAAUGAGACCCGUCCAUGUACUGAGCAGCUGGUAUUUGCAUGGUCACUUGGGCCUUCAGACUGAUAAACAAAAUAUGGCAACUUCAACACACAGUCAGUCAGUCAGUCUUGGUCUGUUUUAAGGAUAUAUUUGAUGUUGUUGCUUCUUUUUUUUUCCAGAUGCAGCUUUUGAAAUAUUGUAAAAUUUUGUAAUGUAUUAAAAAUAAGUAAAAAAUUUGAAAGAAUAAUGAGAGAUGGGUAGCAUGAGCGAUGUAAUUUGUUCUUGGCAUGAGGUACAUGUGCUAUGAUGAGAGGCAGUUGUGUAAUGGUGAACAUGAGAUUAAAGGUUCAUUGGCAGAAGAACACAGUGGGCAACACUUUACUGAUGAAUAUUUAUUUUCUCUGGAUGAAUCCACACAAGAGUCACCAAAAGACCAAGUACAGUAGGUGGGAGGUAUAUAUUUUGUGGGUCACUUACUCAGGAAAGGCAUUAGUACAGUACAUUCUGCUGAUGAACAGUUGAGUAAAGACACAAGUUGUAACAAAUACUGCAUGAACAUUAAUAAAGGCAUAUGCAUUUUAGCGGUGAUGCUGUGUUAAGUUAUGGUUCUUCACUAUAAACUCAGGCUAGAAGGACUUAUUAUACCUCACAGUCUCUGGUAUGAUCCAUUAAGAAGUACUUACUCGAGUGAGUCAACAUUGCAUGAUACUGUAGUCUAUUUCAUCUACAAUUGUCUAGCUUUUCUUAUUUAUUCAGGAUAAUGGCUUUACAAAAUUUUUAGAUAAUUUAUCUGUAGAAAUGUGCAGGAGUGUAUGUUGUGUUAAAACUUUGUUCAGAACAAUCUUAACAGAAUGUAAAUUUUGCAGAUUUGUAAAUCAUAUAGCAUAGGUAUGGAAGAAAAGCGAAGCAGGUUUACAUCUAAUCUAGACAGACACAUGUGAUACAGCCCUGCUGUACAUAACUUACCACAUACACUUACCUGAGUUGAAGGAUACAGUACUGAGGAACUUUUUGUGUGGCUGUUACCCAGAGAAAGUCAUAUAUUUUAAUUUACUGUGCUUGAUCUAUUAUGUUACAAGUCAUAAGGGUUGUGGAAUAUGCAUGAAUAAAAUCAGGAGCUUUCUCAUUGCUAUGGAAAAAAUUUACAACUUGUUAUGGAGAUAAUUAACAACUGUAAUAUAAAUAGGUAGUCAAAAUAUGUGUUGUAGAACACUGAGCAGUUAUGUUGCACAGUAAAGCAAAUGUGACUCUGCAAAUAUUUAGACACAUAUUUCAGUAAAAUAAAAAGAAAAUAAGAAUUUGCUACAUAUAUCAGUGUGGUUACAGCAAGACAGGUGAUAAAGAGUACGAAAUACAGUACUGCAAAAACUGUAGGAAAUAUUGUAGAUAUGUCCUGUUGCUGCAAACAUAAAUUGUAAAGGGAAUAAUUUUUCAUUAAUAAUUUAUAAUUUUUUCAUGAAAAAUAUUAAUAAAUAAUUAUGCAGUACAGUACUUUAAAAAAUGACAAUGAAAUUGCAUUAAGUACAGCCCAAACACUUUACAAAAUUCCUUCAUGAUAUUCAUUACAUUUCUUAGUUUAGUGAAAUAUGAUUUUGACUUGUCAUGUGAUAAGACUUGAAUUUGUUCCUCAGCAUUGUUGAAAUUUGUGAUGGAGAAAGUGUUGAUAAAUGUUAUAUUUGAUCUUAGCAGGUAGUGUAGUCACUGUUAUGAUAAGUCAUGUUAUGCCUGAGGGCCAGUCCAGCCAUGACUGAAUGCCAUGGGAGAAAGUUGAAGAUAUUCAUCAAUUGACAAAGUAAUUAUUUCACACAGAUACAUUAUUACAUUUAUCAAGAACAUCAAACUCUAUGCUGACCACCAGUACAAAGUCUUCUUUUGCUGUUUAACUUCAAAAUUUUUUUCCUGUGUGAGAAAAAACAUUAUAGAACAUACAGAAUUGUUAUUACCAGCGAAAUAAUAUACAGUACAGUACUAUCGUUUGAGCUGUGAAAUGUAUCUGUUAUUGCUAAUUAAAAAUUAUAAUAUACAGGAAUGUUAUGUGAAAUAUAAUCAUGAAAAUAGUUUUAUAUUUAUAUGAAACUAAAAAACAGGUUUAAAAUACAUCGACAUUUAGUCUCAGGACAGUUCUACAUGGCAUUCAUGUAGUGGAGUAACCUUAUUGGCCUUAAAGGUUUUAAUGUUAUUGUUUUCACUCUUGCCAGAGUUUCCUCGCUGUAUUGAAGGGCGCCAGAACCAAGGGCAAACACAUACUCUGUCUUCACAUUCAGUCAUUCACUCACUUUUGCAGUUGUAGCCAAUAUGUUCUACUUGGUGGUUCCUUCUUCAUCACAACCUAAUAUACCUAUCCGGUUUAUUCCUAUUGCUUCACUUAACCUAUAGUCUGUUCACUCAAAUUUUGCACCCGAGGCCUAGGGUCACUUUGUAGCAAGACAGCUGAUUGGCUGGCAGAAGGACAGGUGAAGAGUUGCUACAAUUCUAUCAUAUUUCAUAUUCAAUCUAUCUUAAUUAUAUUAUGAUACCUUCAGGGAUAUUAGCUUCUCUAUAUAGCAUCACCCAUUAGCUGUACCAGCAUCCUCAAUAAGCAAUCAAUACCUCUCAUUUCUAGUGUACUCUUCACCUCCUCCUCCUCCUCCUCCUCCUGCUGUUCACCUCUUUUGAGACAUAUAUAAGCACCAGAAUUUAUCAGUCUACCUAACAAUGCAUCUUAAGAGAGGUUGAAAUAAUUGUAGGGAUUAUUUUGCCAUAAAACACUUCAUAAAUGUGCUGCAGCCAUCUACAGUUUGGAAUAAGGGUUUUUGGAUAACUGAAAAGAUAUGUUAAAACCUAAGAAGAAAACUUAUCAAACCUGGGUGUAUUACACCUUACAGGGGGUCUCCGGGUUAUGAAUGGGUUCCAUUCCUGAGGACGUUCUUAAGUCGAAAAUGUACGUAAGUUGGAACACAUGCUGUGUGCAUACCGUACUUACAGAACAAUGUUUAAAAUCCCACUAUUCAUAGCUUAAGUCCUUAUAUACAUCUAAAAUCACUUAAAUUAAGAGAAAAGAAAAAAUAGAAUGACGAAAUACAGUAAAUGAAAGUAAAAAAAAGUCAUCAGGUAAAUAAAAUACUGUAAAUUUAAAGUUUAACCUCGUUGGUAUCGUCGGGCAUUUGUAAAUCGGGGACCCCCUGUAUUGUAAUGAUGAAGUGAGAGAUGGUAACUAAGAGAUUUUUAUUUUAUUUUUUUAGUGUAGAAUUAUCAAGAAUAAAUAAUAUAUAAAUAUGGAGAUUGAAAGUGAAAUAAAUGAUCUGAUCUGGGUAUGAUUAGGUGUUAUGGACAUAUUAAGACAAUGGAACAUUUAAGUUUGGUAAAAACAGUUUAUGUAUAUAUGGUAGGAGGGAAGCUCACAAGUGAAGGAUAUACCAAAAAAAAAAGGAAAAAGAACAUAUAGAAAGUGGUGGAGAGUGAAGGACAAGAGAACAUGGUGUCAGGUGGGUUUUUUAUAAUAGUUGUGGAACAGACUGCUGAUGCUAAGGUUGUGUGAGGCAACAGUUGUAUUUAACACUUCAAAUUAUCGUACUUGGUGUAUUUUUCAAAGGGGGGCCCCUUCUAACUGAUCACCAGAUGAGUAUUUGGGGCCUUAGUGUGGAAAGGGAACACCAUAAUAGAAUAAAUUUGUUAGAGUAAUAAGAGUAAAAGAUUGGUAGCAAUUACAGGGAGAAUAAGUGAUUGCCUUUGACUCUGGCCAUCUUACAUUGUAGUGGGAACAUUUGAGAGUGGCAAAAAGAAAUUAAUGACAAACUUUGGUUUAUAAUGACUUGAGAUACUAAAAACUCCAUUCAUUGAUGAAGAAUUUGGAGGAGUUCCCAGUUACAUAUUGUAUUUUAUAAUUAACCCUUUGGCUGUGGGAGGUUACCUUAAGCUGAAUAAAAUCGUGGCAAGUGCAGGAAACGCAGCGAAAGGGAUAAGGUAACCAAGUUUGGGAUGUCAUCCGACUUUGACUUGUUAAAUAAAGUUUAAAACGGUACAGAAUAAUUAAAAAAUUCAGUCAGGCAUUGUGGUUGUAUCUUGGAACAGCUCUGAUUAAUUUGAACCAGUGAACUGUUCACAGUUCAUGGAUUUAGUACUACUGUACUGGAUACUUGACGAUGUAUCGUACGAUGGUUUCCUACAUUCCUCAUCUUGAGUUUUAGUAUUUUUUUGUCACUUGUUUUUGUGGUCAAAAGCAGAAUCAGUAAAAUUUAAACUAAUGUAAUUUUUAGAGUAAUAAACCUCUUGAAGACCAAUGAGGGGCACCUCAGCUCUGUGUUUGUCAGUAUCGUGUGAUCUGCACUCUUAAGACCAAGUCUUCAAAGUGUGUGCAGUCAUAGUACAUGAGACUUUUCUCUUGUGGAUAUGUGUUAUUCUUAUUAGAGUACCAGAUAAUACAAUGUAACCUUUAAAGUGGUUAAAAAAAAGAGCAAAUAUUUAACAGAUUUUUUAAUUGGUUCAUUCAUUACUUAUGAGUUUUGAUCUAAACAUUGUAAUUACACAAAUAAUUUACUUAAACUGAGAAGUGUCAUGUAGUGUACUUAAACUGGGCACAGUUUGGGAGUUUGAUCUGUAGUCUCAUUUGCACCCACAGUAGGAAUAUGUAACGACAUAGAGAGAUAACAAAUAAUUAUUGAGACAAAACAAUCUUGGUGUUUACUCGGUGUAGCCAUUGAGACAUGAAUAAUACUAUUGUAGCCGUAACUCAUGAACUUGGUACAGUACUUGAUGAAUAAAUAGCAGUGUCAUUUGUGUUUCUGUUAAAAUCUUGCACAUUGCUGUUGUUUAGACUUGCACACUUAUUACCUCUUUGACAAUGCCUGUAUAUUAGAUUUGACAAGGAUUUCUUUUUCUGUAAUUACAGUAUGCAAUAGUUUGUAUAUUAUGGAAUCAGUUAAAUUAGUUCUAUGUAAAUUAUCUUGAAAAAAGAGAGAGCUUUUAAUGCUCGUGCAUCUGUUCAUAACAGUAAUUGUACAAUAGUUUACUACACCAAAAGUUAUUGAUUUACGUGUACAUAAGUUUGGGAUUUGUAAGUUAUGGUACAGAAGAUAAGACUUUAGUUAAAGUAAAUUACUUAGAGCAUUUAUGCUCUCUUUUUAUUGUGUGAAAUUAAGUUUUAUGUAAAGCAUGUUUCCCCUUUUUUUCCUUUUCUUUUUAAUAAAUCGAUAUUCUUAUAUAUAAUUUUUUUUUUUUAGAAUGGUUUAGUUUUUUCUUGAGAAUACAGGUUUCAAAAGUUGUAAAAUGAAUAAAGUUGUUGGUACAAAGGUGGUGAUUGCUGUUGAUAUAAUAUUUGUAUACUGUAUGACUUUUUGGCAGUCUCUUGUUUGCUCUUGUGAUAUGAACAGCAGAGAAACAUUAAAAUUCACAAGUUUAAGAGAGAGAUUUAGCAUGUACCAUUGUUAUAAUGUUUUGCAAUAUAAGUUUUACGAACUUCAGGUUCACUCUAUUUUGUAUGGAAUAAUAUAGUAUUUUUAAAGUGCACAAAGCCUCUUGGCAUAAUGACAUAUAAAGAGCUUUUUAUGUACAGUAAACAUUCCAAUUUUAUUUGUUAGUCUUGACAAUAUUUUUGUUUUGGGUUUGUUGUAAUAUUAGAAUAAAUACACAUAUUGCUAGGUAAACUUAUUUCAUGGACACCUUGUUUAUCAUGGAUCUGAUGCAGAGAUGACAUUUUUGUUGUACAGUAUUGUCAGAGAUAAAACGAAAAUGAAAUAUCACCAACC